CGCGCCUUGCAAGCGGUGAUAAACAGGCGGAGUAUAAAUACCAGAGAACUGCAGCUGCUAACUAGAUAGCUAGAUUUGUUUUCCUUGCAUGGUGUUGUAGCUGGAGAGAACACAAGCGAAGUUGAGGAGCAGCCAAGCGAAGGGUGGGGUCCGGCCCUGCCAUGUGGGUUGGCCUGGGGCUUGCCCUGGCUCUCUGUCUCCUCCCAGGAGGAGGGACGGAGAGCCAGGGUACCAGCAGCCGUUGCAGAGAGGCUCCAGAAUGGCGAAUUGGGGAAGAAGAUCCUAUGCUGGAUUCCAGGGGUACCGUCACGGUGGUAGCCCUUCUUCAAGCCAGCUGAUUCAUGUGCCUGUUGCAGGCUUCUAGAUUGGAAGAUCUGCAACUGAAGCUUGAAAGUGAUGGCUUGGUAAAUGUUUCAUUUGUGGUGAUCAAUCACCAAGGACACCAUUCCCAGUUGAAGUAUAACCAGCUAAGAGAGAAGGUUUCGGAAAACAUUCCUGUAUACCAGCAGGAUGCAAAACAACCUGAUGUCUGGACUACUCUAAGUGGAAAGAAGGAUGACUUCCUCAUCUACGACAGGUGUGGCCGUCUAGUGUAUCAUCUUGGUUUGCCUUACUCUUUUCUGAGUUUUCCAUAUGUGGAAGAAGCCAUUCAGAUCACAUACUGUGAAUCCAAGUGUGGAAACUGCUCUUAUCUGACUACAGAGAUCGAAGAUAUAUGCAGGAACAUUUCAAAAAAGGCAGAUGAAAAGCCAGAAGAGGCAGAACCUCCUGCCUCUCAGCACGACCACUCACCUCCCCUUGGCCAUCAAGGCCAGAAACCCCAUCACCGUAGACAUGGGCAUCGCCAGAACAACCGGCGCCAUCAAAAUAGAGGCGGUCAGGCAGGUAGUGAGGCUGUUGUAGAAGCUCCCCCACAACAACCAGCUGUGGAGGAUCCCCCCCAGAGAAAGAGGCUUUGACGAAAGGGGAAUGGCAUUUGCCAGAGGCAGUUGAGCUGAAACUGGCAGGAGCUGACAAGGCCCACUACAGGUAACUGAUGUUGACAUUGUCGGCACUUGCUGUUUGAAGAUCGAAGCAGCAUAGCCUCCUGACACUGUCGUGGUGAGCUCCCAUCUUCCUGCAGGUGACGCGGGCAGCUGUUGGCAGAGAAUGUCACUGAGUCUUGCCAGUGACGACUGCCAACGGCUGCUUGACAGCCAGCAGCAGCAGGUGAGCUUGAAACUUCAGAUGCCUGACAGUGAGUAGAAAGGGCAGAAAACUGAGCCUGAAAAACAAACUAAGCAUCUUAAGACACUAGGGAAGAGUCCUCAAUAUAGAAUGCAUUCAUUGAUAAUGCAGGCGUUGGUAUCAUCAGAUUUUUCCAAGCUGAUUGGAAGCACUUAUUGGCAGGAGCCAAAGAGAGUUAAAAUACAAUUGAGAGACUAUUACAUCAGUGAGCUUCCCAUCUGGUACCGUUAUGUGAAUGUCUGAAAGAACGCAACUUACGCAGCUCAGUCCAUGAACCAAUUAAGCCAGAGUACUUGAGUUUCAUGUUUUGCAACUGUAGUUGAGGGCUAUUGCUUAAUUGGCUUGCACUGAGUUGCUUGGGUAAGCUGAUUUGCCUUUAAAAAACAACAAUGAAAUUCUCAUAAUGGUACAGAUUUUUGUUUUCGGUGCCCAUUUAAAGUUUCUGCUACAUUUAGUUACCUCAUCUUUCUGGUUUCCUCUUCUACCAUCUGUUGCAUUUGUGAAGACAGAAGCAUAAACUAUAACCUAGGGGCUUCUGUUUGAUGUAUAGCAACCAAGAACAGAGGAGGAGAAAAAAGAUGUGUUAACUACUUAAAAACAACUGGGUUUUUUGAAAACCAAGUAAAUAUAUAAAAUGUGAAUUUCCCCCCCACUAAAACUUUAGAGCCACUUAAUGAUUGAACCGUAUUAUAGAAGUUGAAGUACUUUAAAAGUUUGUGUGAUGGCAGAUAUUCCAAACAAAGGGAUUUGCCAGAAUUUCUAACACCCAAGUAAUAGAUUUUGGACAGGCACAAGAUCCUAUGGCAGAAGACUAGAAUAGACCAUGUAUCUUUUUGUGUUUUUGUGCUAAGUAUCACAGCUAUUAUGCAUUUGGGGUGCAAGGUGAAGCUGUGAUAGAAUGGAACAGGGUCAAAAACAUCUGUUGAUCAGAUUUAAGUCUUGAUCUAUCUAUCUAUCUCACAUUUCCUGUUGGUUUGUCAUUCUUGGACUGGUUUUGGUCACUUUUAUAACAGAUUAAUGAAGCUUGUAUGUUUCUCUUUAGCUAAAUAGUAUGUCUCAUUGUUAACACCUUGUCUUUCUGAAAUGAAUUUUUUAGUGUUUGUGUGUGGAGGAUUUAGGCACGAAAGAAAAUGUUCAACACAGAAACUGCUUAGAUGGUGCUUGCUGUAGUUCAUGAUGGUUUCAUAGGGAAAGUCACUGCCCUGCAAACUUGAAUUUUUUUUAUGGUGAACACUUGUUAAGCAUGAAGUAGUUAAGAAUAUAACUGGAAAGCAUGUUUGUUGACGAUGGAUAAGAGAACUUUUAAUAAACCAAAAGAAGCAAUUAA
Messenger RNA from Lacerta agilis (Sand lizard), 2554 nucleotides. RefSeq names its product selenoprotein P (gene SELENOP). Gene Ontology annotation, biological process: selenium compound metabolic process. Gene Ontology annotation, cellular component: extracellular region. NCBI's taxonomy places the organism in Eukaryota, Metazoa, Chordata, Lepidosauria, Squamata, Lacertidae. Gene Ontology annotation, molecular function: selenium binding. The transcript is spliced from 5 exons. The record is from RefSeq and is a predicted model, not a curated record.